AAAACAUAAAAUUUGUAAACAAAAAUUAAAAUAUUCCAUUGCUUUUUGUAUUUUCGUAGUGUUGCAAGACAUUACUCAACACUGGUUAACAGCUGGUGAUUUGUUUAUCUAUAAUUUUUGUUAGCCGCAAUUGCUUUGCAGCUUAAUUAUCUAGAGCUGGUAUCGAACUAACGCCAUUCGAAACUCAGUUGACGUCAGAGAGAGUAAUUUCUGGUGCAUUACGGAUAAAUCGAAGUAUUUUCGCCAGCUCUUGCGGCAAUGACGAGCCAUUUUAUAAGCGUGUUGCGCCAGGCCUUCAAGACUUUCGACCGCGCCAAUCUUGCCAGCUUCAAUGCCAAUUUGCAGCUUCUGAAGCAGUUAACUGAUGAGCUCACUUAUCGUGAUCUACAUAUCAAGGAGGAGCUAUUCCGUGACGAUGCCGCGAAUGUAACCCGUGCACCAUGCAGCUAUAUGCACAUCUUCGAGGAUGAGCGCUUCUCCAUGAGUUUAUUCAUUGUGCGCGGCAGUAAUUCAAUUCCACUGCACGAUCAUCCCAUGAUGUACGGCCUGCUGCGCUGCAUCUGGGGCAAGUUGCAUGUGCAGAGCUACUCCCAGAAGCUGGCCGCCGAUGAGAUGGUUCAGUAUGAGAAGAAUCCAACAAUGGUCAAAGUAAUCGCUGAGGAGCCCAGCCUGGUGACUGCCGAAACAUCUAGCGCCUUGUUAACGCCACGCAAACGCAACUAUCACCAGAUUACCCAGGUCGGCAACGGGAUUGCCGCCUUCUUCGAUAUACUUAGUCCUCCAUACGAUGCCAAUAUGCCGAAAUAUGGUCCACGCCUUUGCCGCUUCUAUCGCCCCAAGUCGGAUGGCGACGAACUGCAGUUGCAGUGCAUUCCGUCGCCCUCCAGCUACUAUUGUGAUUUAACCCCAACUCCCAAGUCUGUGCUGAAAUGUUGCUUCAUCUGUGCCGCCGAAGUUUAUGGUGCCACCGUCACCGACGUUCAGUGAAUUAUAUCCUUACAAAAUGUAUCCUUAAAUGUAUCCUAAAACUUAAUUUAUUUCCAUUAAACGUGAACAUCACGUGCUGCAUACCAGUAGGAUCCGCAUGAUUAAGCAUUUUCUGUGUUAUUUAAAUAAAAUUGCCUCUUUUUUUUAA
Drosophila mojavensis is the source of this 1135-nucleotide messenger RNA. Its product is annotated as 2-aminoethanethiol dioxygenase. Lineage: Eukaryota; Metazoa; Arthropoda; Insecta; Diptera; Drosophilidae. The record is from RefSeq and is a predicted model, not a curated record. Bases 259 to 987 code for a protein of 242 amino acids. Gene Ontology annotation, cellular component: mitochondrion. Gene Ontology annotation, molecular function: oxidoreductase activity, acting on single donors with incorporation of molecular oxygen, incorporation of two atoms of oxygen. The transcript has a single exon.